Messenger RNA from Pimephales promelas (fathead minnow), 2011 nucleotides. Lineage: Eukaryota; Metazoa; Chordata; Actinopteri; Cypriniformes; Leuciscidae. The record is from RefSeq and is a predicted model, not a curated record.
AAAACCUCAUGAGCUGGGAAAAUGUACUUUUAUAUUUUUCAGAAACUUGAAACAUAAUUCAGGUCUGAGGGGGUUAAAAACGAGGAAUAGUACGAACGAUUUAAUAGGAAAGUUGGAAGUGCACACUGUCGCGUGGUGACUUUUCCCUAGAGAUUACUGUAACACUGCGGUAGAGUAUCUUUGAUUAUGUUGUAUGAUAGUUUAUUCCUUCCCGUUAGUUUGCACAAUGGACCCCUGUGGAGCGGCUUUGUACUGCCUGUAUAAAAACGACGAGGUGCCGCUUGGCGUGAAAUCUUCUUUGUUUCAAGAUUUUUGGUGCAGUUUUCUGAAAGCUUGGAUCUUGGAAAUCCUGAGCAAGCUGAUUGCUUUCGUCCCCUCUACUCCCACUUGCUGUUUGCCGAGCACCAGCGCUUUUGGCCACGCUGCUCCACAUGGUUCUCCCUACAUAUUGGAAGUGCUGGCUUAUUGUGCCCCAGAAUGCGGCAGAAAUCUGCUCCAGCCCAAAGCAGAUGGCCGUGUUCGUGGACCCACUCCGUCACUCCUGUUCCCCACCAUAUGACAUUCACACGUGGUACUGGCGGCAGGUGUACCUGGUAACCGUUCUGGCCAUGAUGCUGGCAGUGUUCUUUGCCCAGAUACACCCUCAUUACUUGACCAAGAAGUGGCAGAAGCUUCGCUCUGUUAUAUUCUGUGCUGUAGCGGGAUACGGCCUAAUCCCUACCUUUCAUUGGAUCUGGCUCAGUGGGGGUUUCAGCUCAGACAUAGUCCAGGAAUUUAUUCCCAGAGUGCUGAUAAUGUAUGUACUUGCUGUAGCUGCUAUCAUCUUCUACAUGUCGAAAGUUCCAGAGCGUUAUUUUCCAGGUCAGCUGAACUACUUGGGCUCCAGCCAUCAGGUCUGGCACAUACUGGUGGUGCUCAUGUUCUACUGGUGGCAUAAGUCUACACUUUUCAUAACCGGCUACCGUCACUCUCACCCGUGCCCAGACUACCAUCUUCAUUCCUAGAGGAAUGUGGGAUCGGAGGAACACGGCUGUAUUUUAAACGUCUUUAAGCUUGAACACGUUCAGUGUUUUAUAUACGAGUGUGUGGUGUAUGGAUUUUUCUUGUGAGCUAUUUUGACACUUUUUAUACUUUUUGUUUAAGUGCCUAGAUGUGUCAGUCUAAAUAGAAAUAAAUGGGCACUUGAUCAAGGUAAGCAGUGUUAGGCUUUUAAAAGCACUUUUAAAACUCGAGGGGAAGCACCAUUUUACAGCAUCUGCAUACGUGGGCUUCUUCUUGAGUUCUGUGGGGCAAAGCAUUCAGUAUUGUCUGCUCAAUAGUAUUUGUUGUUUGCUCUUUGUAUUUGAACCUAAAAUUCAACGAUUCACAAGCUUAAUAAUUCCACAUUUUGAUUUGUUUGUGUAAAGUUUUAAAUGAAUGUAUACAACAUAAGUCUAAAUGAGACUUUGUUAUAUAGUCUUGUUUAGAACAUUGAAUAAACCAAAGAGAUUUGUUCCAUAUUGAAAAGGUCUUAAAAUGGUGAAAAAUAAAUUUUGCAGGGUGUCGCACAGCCUUGCCAUGUUGUAAAUACAUGCAUCAGGAUUAUUUGUAUAGAUGUAGGCUGAUUACUUCUUAUUUAACUUUAGUUUAUCAUUACUAAUUUAAAAAUUCUCUCAUGCAAUUAAUGCAUUGAACACUACUCUGUUUAUUGCAUUUCAGUGGUUUGUAAUUAUAUGUUGAUCAAGUCCCUAAGCCCUAAUUAGGACUGCAAUUAAAAUAGUUACAUGGAUUCAAUACAUUUUCUGCCUUACAACAGUUAACAGUGUAUAGCCAUGCAAUUGUAUUUGUUUUUUAACCGUAGAACAAACAAUAUGUCUUCAAUGCUUAAUGGUAGGGUGACGUGGUGUUUUUCAUGAUGCUGCACAAUGUAACACUUUUAACUUUUUUUUUUUACAUUGGUAAUAUGUCGGGAUAUGAAUUUCUAUAGUACAGCUGAAUAAACUUUUACUUCGUUUUUUUUCUUCCAAGUGAA